AUGGAAGAACUGAAACUUGUUGUAUGUUGCGGUGAUUAUGAUUUAUCGAAAAAAUCCGCAGCAUUUUUAAAAAAGGCAGAAAAAGUCUUCGGAAUAAAACAUAUGGGUAAGGGGAUACCGAAGACUCAAAAAUUGAAGAAAGCGUGGGGUGGAGGACAUGGUAUCAUUCAGCAGUCGAUGAAGGAUUUCGAUGGUUUUAUUUAUUUUAGUGUCCUUUAUUAA
Messenger RNA from Thelazia callipaeda (thelaziosis nematode), 222 nucleotides. The record is from the annotation of a GenBank genome assembly. NCBI's taxonomy places the organism in Eukaryota, Metazoa, Nematoda, Chromadorea, Rhabditida, Thelaziidae.